GAUGGGUGGAGAUGCUCUAACAUGCUCUUCUGAAAUUGACACCUGUCCAUUUCUCUUUCUCUCACUCACUCGCACCCACUUUAACAUUGUUUUCUUUUGUUUCUUUCUUUCUUGGUUUCUUUUUCUUCUUCUUAUUUUUUUUCUUUUUCUUUUCUUGUCCACUCCCUUUCUUGUUCUUUCUUCUUUUCAAGUCUUAAAUGCCCAGAUAUGAUUAAAUAGGUACAAAAAGAUUAAUAAAGAACCAAUAAAAGUUCCUUUUUCUUCCUUUUUUUUUUUCACUGAUUAUACUUUCUUUAAGCUGUUUAUAGCUUUCAGAUGGUAAGCAAGCAAAAGCAGACCCUUCAAAAUCUUGUUUCUCGAUUGUUUUAAUCAUCUUUGUCUGGCUAUUUAGAAAGAAAGUUGCUUUCUUUUAAUAAGAGAAAGAAAACAAAAAAGGGAGGAUUUUGAUAGUCGACAAUAUUACUCCUUGCCAGUGACUGCUUUUUUCUUUUACUUUUUGGCUUCUUUUCUUUUUCUUUGCAGAUUAAUUGCUGCAAUUAUUAGACAGCGAGAGAGAGAGAGAGAGAGAGAGAGAGAGAGUUAAUCUUUUACUAGUAGAGGCUAAGAUUUGUUGCCUCUGAUCCAGGAAAACUCUAGUAGAACAUGUGAAAAUGAGUGCCUUUCUCUUUAGGGUUUUCUUGUGAUUCUUGGGACUUCAUCUUUUUCCUGGGUUCUUUUCAUGACUCCUUUUUGUUUCUCUUUCUUGUGCUUCAAGAUAAUGGUUAGUUGAUGGAAGUAGAUGGAGAAGAUUCCAGAGAAGAAGAAGAGAAGCUGAUAAAGCCUAAAUAAUCAGGUCUAGCAGGGUUGUAAUUUCCAAAAAAUGGAAGCUUAGGUCUAUUCUUGUUGACCAGAUCUGCCUAUCCAUUUCCUGUUCACCACCUUUUAGCUCACCCAUAUCUUGCAUCUCCUAAAUUUACUUUUUGAUUUAGCUGUACUGUUUCAUCUUUUCAUAAAAAAAAAAAAGAAAAGUUUGAUAAAGGUAUGGAAAAUGGUCUUCUAACACCCACCAUUCACAUUCCAAAAUCAUUCUUGACAAGAGUUGUUGAUAACUUAGUUGUAUAAUGGCAGGUUGUAAGGUUUUAGAAGGGUUGGAGGGUAACUUUUUGUACUGCCUAGAUAGGGAUUUUGAUGGAGGAGAUUUUUUUGACGGUUGCAGUGCCAUUUAGAGUAGGUAAUUCAAUCUGUGAAAACCCAACCAUAGAUACCCAUUUGGAAAUCACAAGACUUAAGUUCAUGGCAGACACUGCAGCUGGCUUAUUAUCUGAUUCUGUAACUAAGAUUUCUACUGCUGGGGAUAAGGAUUGUAAUUGUAGUGAUUUAGGUGAUGAAGUUAGUGAUACUACAGUUGCAGUUCCAAAAGAGGACAAGGGGGAAGGAGGAGCCCCUUUGUUGGAUAUGGUUUCUGAAAAUAAAAGCAAUUGGGUAGUUAAUCAUGAUGUCAUAAACCAAGAAAGCGAUGAAGAGGAUUCCUUCUCGCUGGAGGGUGAUCCAAUUUUCGAUAGCUCGUGCUCUCUCUCAGUGGCUAGUGAGACAAGCAGCUUAUGCGGCGAGGAUUUCCUGGGUUUUGACGCCACCUCUGAGAUACGACCUCCAGGUUAUUUGGAUGUUGAGAAGAGCAUUUGCAAUGUUGAUAUUAUUGCUAAUGCCGUGGAUUCGGUGGAGUCCAAUGUUGAGGCAAAGGUUGUUAGUGAUUCUGUCGCUGUAGCUGUGAGCCUUGAAGAAGAGAUCGGAGAUGGGUCCAACCCGAAGACAUCUACUGUUGUACUUCAGUUGGCUCUGGAAAAAGGGGCGAGUGGAACAGUUCCACGCAGUGUUUUUGAGGUGGAUUGUGUGCCUCUCUGGGGAUUUACCUCUAUAUGUGGAAGGAGACCAGAGAUGGAAGAUGCAUUUGCAACUGUGCCUCAUUUUCUGAAAAUUCCUAUUCAAAUGCUAAUUGGUGACCGGGUGCUUGAUGGCGUGGGCAAGUAUAUAACUCAGCAGAGUGCACAUUUUUUCGCAGUGUACGAUGGUCAUGGAGGCUCGCAGGUUGCUAAUUAUUGUAGCAACCGUAUGCAUUCUGCUCUGGCUGAGGAGAUAGAAUUUGUUAAAAAUGGCCUGGGCAACGGAAGGGUGGUUAAUAGUUGCCAGGAGCAGUGGAAAAAGACGUUCACAAAUUGUUUUAUUAAGGUAGAUGCUGAAGUUGGAGGAAAGGAAAGUGCUGAACCAGUUGCUCCCGAAACGGUUGGUUCAACUGCUGUUGUUGCCAUUAUUUGUUCGUCCCACAUAAUAGUUGCAAAUUGUGGAGACUCUCGAGCAGUUCUAUAUCGGGGAAAAGAACCCAUGGCACUCUCAGUGGAUCAUAAACCAAACCGAGAAGAUGAAUAUGCAAGGAUAGAAGCAGCUGGAGGAAAGGUUAUCCCAUGGAAUGGGCAUCGUGUCUUUGGCGUCCUUGCAAUGUCAAGGUCUAUUGGUGAUAGAUAUUUGAAACCAUGGAUCAUUCCAGAACCAGAAGUGAUGUUUAUUCCUCGAACAAAAGAAGAUGAAUGCCUCAUUCUGGCUAGUGAUGGCUUAUGGGAUGUCAUAUCGAAUGAAGAGGCAUGUGAUCUGGCUCGGAGACGAAUACUUGUAUGGCACAAAAAGAAUGGUAGUGCACUUCCCACAAGGGGGGAUGGAAUUGAUCCUGCAGCUCAAGCAGCAGCUGAGUACCUUUCGAACCGCGCCGUUCAAAAGGGAAGCAAAGACAACAUCACUGUGAUUGUCGUGGAUCUGAAAGCUCAAAGGAAACUUAAGAGCAAGACAUGACAGUUUCUACAUCUUCCCUUGCAGCUUUUCAAUUUCUUGGAACUCACAUGCCCAUCUGUUUUUUUUAUGUGGGUGUUAUGGCUACCUACCUGUAUGUACCUUAGAACAUAUGCCAUCCUAGAACUCGUUCAUUCAUUUGAAGAGUUCUCUCGUACAUCAAAUGCCAGUGUAAAUUUUCGGCUAUUGCUUUUAGGGAAUUAGGAUAUUGUAACAGUUCCAUGCUUCGACAUUGUGAGCAGUUGUAUUCAUUUCUGCCUCCGAGUUAAAAAGAGGCUCUGUGAGGUAUUCACUUUUAUUAUUUUAA
Molecule: messenger RNA, 3124 nt
Organism: Ricinus communis (castor bean)
Lineage: Eukaryota; Viridiplantae; Streptophyta; Magnoliopsida; Malpighiales; Euphorbiaceae
Product: protein phosphatase 2C 50
Exons: 5
Coding region: 1168-2820 (550 amino acids)
Biological process (GO): protein dephosphorylation
Molecular function (GO): cation binding; protein serine/threonine phosphatase activity
Source: RefSeq, a predicted model, not a curated record